Messenger RNA from Parnassius mnemosyne (clouded apollo), 1473 nucleotides. NCBI's taxonomy places the organism in Eukaryota, Metazoa, Arthropoda, Insecta, Lepidoptera, Papilionidae. The record is from the annotation of a GenBank genome assembly.
AUGGCUCCGACUCGAAGUUUCGUGAGAUUUUUGAAUACGAAAACUAUUAUUACUGUCAUUAAUAACAAUAUUUCUAAAGCACCGUGCCGUUUAUUUCAUAAGUGCAAUACUUGCCAUAAUAAUUUGAGUGGUUCAGUAGUAUCUAUUACUUCACGAAAUAAUAAAUUAAAUUAUAACUUCGUCGGGUCAAAACACCGAUUUUUUCACACCACACAAAGUUUAAAUGCUCGCGUUGACUACUAUAAAGUUCUGGGAGUUCCAAAGAAUGCUUCAGCCAAAGAUAUAAAAAAAGCAUAUUAUCAACUUGCUAAAAAAUAUCAUCCGGACGCAAAUAAAUCAGAUCCCGAAGCUCCGAAGAAGUUUCAGGAAGUAUCUGAAGCAUAUGAGAUUCUCUCGGAUGAAAAUAAACGUAAACAAUAUGAUACAUAUGGUACAACUACAGAACAAAUGGGCAUGGGCGGUGGGCCAAGUGGAUCUGAUGGAUUUACUCAUCAGUGGCAAUAUAAAUCUACCAUAGAUCCUGAGGAGUUGUUCCGCAAGAUAUUUGGUGAUGCUGGUUUUAAAAGUGAGACAUUCAGUGAUUUUGCUGAGAGUCAAUUUGGUUUUGGUUCAGCUCAAGAGGUUAUAGUAAAUCUGCGAUUCACUGAAGCAGCACGUGGUGUAAACAAAGAAAUAAAUUUAAAUGUUGUUGACACUUGCCCCAAAUGCCAGGGAUCUAGAUGUGAGCCUGGAACUAAAUCAAUUAAGUGUACAUAUUGCAAUGGCUCUGGAAUGGAAACUUUCUCUAGAGGUCCAUUUGUGAUGCGUUCCACUUGUCGACAUUGUCAUGGGACAAGAAUGCUUAUUAAAUUUCCAUGUGUUGAAUGUGAAGGAAAGGGUCAAUCGGUGCAACGCAAAAAGGUAACAGUUCCUGUGCCCGCGGGAGUUGAGAAUGGACAGACUGUGCGUAUGGCUGUUGGGAACAAUGAGGUGUUUGUAACCUUUAAGGUAGAAGAGUCAAAUUACUUCAAACGAGAUGGCCCUGACGUUCACACAGAUUGCACAAUUUCUGUAUCCCAGGCAGUAUUAGGUGGCACUGUUAGGAUACAAGGCUUAUAUGAAGAUCAUACACUACAGAUAACGCCGGGCACAUCGUCACACAGUACAAUACGCUUGUCGCGGAAAGGAAUGAAAAGGGUUAGCCAGCAUGGCUAUGGAGACCACUAUGUUCACAUAAAAAUUCAGGUACCAAAAACUUUGAGUGAGAAGCAAAAGGCGCUUAUGUACGCAUACGCCGAAUUGGAGGAAGACACCCCGGGCCAGAUACAUGGGGUCUCAUAUGACAGAGAUGGAAAGAAAAUUUCGAUAUCGGAGCAUCAAAAUCUAGUGGAUGCUGUUAAGGAAGCUCUGAAAGCAAAGAAAAACAUUGAUGACCCAUCUCCGGAUACACCUGAAGAUGAUGUCCUCAAAGAAUCUAAAAGAAGCAAGGGAUAA